This is a messenger RNA of Manis pentadactyla (Chinese pangolin), 3591 nucleotides long. It is a transcript of the gene TCTE1, whose product is annotated as t-complex-associated-testis-expressed 1. Gene Ontology annotation, cellular component: sperm flagellum. Gene Ontology annotation, molecular function: protein binding. NCBI's taxonomy places the organism in Eukaryota, Metazoa, Chordata, Mammalia, Pholidota, Manidae. The record is from RefSeq and is a predicted model, not a curated record. The coding region runs from base 512 to 2128 and encodes 538 amino acids. The transcript has 5 exons. Gene Ontology annotation, biological process: flagellated sperm motility.
CGUGGACUUCUUUCCACUCACCCCCUCCAGCCCCAAUGCCACACAGAGGUGCCAAGGAGGAACAGCACUGUAGUCUACGAGCCCUGCCCUAGACGCCGACUCCACCUUCCCCCAGAAAAGCCCACCCAUUCCUAAACCUACCCCAGAAACAAAGCAUGCCACGAGGUUCCCACCCCGCACAGCAGCCCCCCGCAGCACACGAGAAACGUCUGUGCAUUAGCCCCAAGUCAAGGCGCGAAGCGACCACCAUCCGAGGACAGCGCUGCGAGCUUGCGCAGCCCCCCGCGGAGACGCUGUGCACGCGCAGGCGGUGUCGCUCGCAGGUGCCCGGUCCCCGGACCCGCCCCUGGCGACGCGGGGCGUCCCUAACGACAGCCGCGGCGCUGGGGGACUGCGGGAAGGUGAGCGCCCAGGCACCGGGAGCGGGUUCCCACCAGCACCAAGAACCUGCCAGUGUCCAGUGUGAGAAACUUCCUGUCACAGGGCCAUCACCAAGGGACCACCUGCUUCUAUGUUGCCAGUCUACAACAUGGAGGAAACCCUAACACCACCGUCAGUGUCAGCCCCUAGCCAGUCCUCAGUCGUCACCCAGGACUGGGCCUCCACUGUAGGCCAGGCUUCGAGCACAGGCCCACAGCCAUCAAAACCCUCAUUUAUCCCACCCCCGCUGAAGUCAAAGGGCCGGAAUUCUGGGGCCAAUGUACGUUGGAUGCGCAGGAUCAUCGCUGAGGAUGCUGAGUGGUCACUGGCCAUCGUGCCUCUCCUCACAGAGCUCUGCAUUCAGCACAUUGUCAGGAACUUCCAGAACAACCCUGUCCUGAAGCAGCUGCUCCCAGAGCACCAGCAGAAGGUCCUGAACCACCUGUCCCCUGACCUGCCUCUGGCUGUGACCGCCAACUUGAUCGACAGUGAGAACUACUGGCGCCGCUGCUGCACGCAGCGCUGGCCUGUGUGCCAUGUGGCUGAGUACGGCGGCAGCUGGAAGCGCAUGUUCUUUGAGCGUCACCUGGAGAACCUGUUGAAGCACUUCAUCCCAAGCACCACGGCCCCUGCCGUCAUCCUUGACCUGCUGCCACUCUGCAGAAACUACGUGCGCAGGCUCCGCGUGCAUCAGUUCCUUCCUCCCGUGCAGCUCCCAUCCCUGCCCAGGAGCAGGGAGCAGACUGACUCAGGCAGUGAGGGAGAGACAGAGGAGCCCGUCAUGGACCACUACCAACUGAAUAACCUGGUGGCUGGCCUGAGCCAUCUGGAGGAGCUGGAUCUGGUGUACGGUGUCAAGGACUGUGGCAUGAACUUUGAAUGGAACCUCUUCCUCUUCACCUACCAAGACUGCCACUCCUUGGCGGCCACCAUCAAGGCAUGCCACACCCUCAAGAUCUUCAGGCUGACCCGAAGCAAGGUGGAUGACGACAAGGCACGCAUUCUAAUUCGCAGCCUCCUGGACCACCCUGCCCUCGAGGAGCUGGACCUGUCGCACAACCUCAUUGGGGACCGCGGUGUGCGUGCUGCUGCCAAGCUGCUGAGCCACAGCCGCCUGCGUGUGCUCAACCUGGCCAACAACCAGGUGCGUGCACCUGGCGCCCAGUCGCUGGCUCACGCCCUGGCACACAACACCAACCUCAUUUCCCUCAAUCUGCGCCUCAACUACAUUGAGGAUGAGGGUGGCCAAGCACUUGCUCACGCCCUGCAGACCAACAAGUGCCUCACCACGCUGCACCUCGGCGGCAACAAGCUGUCUGAGCCCACUGCCACACUCCUCUCCCAGAUGCUUGCUAUCAACACUACGCUCACCAGCAUCAACCUGUCCUGCAACCACGUCGGGCUGGUGAGCACCACUUCUGGGGCAGGCAGGGCCCAGGAGGGGCCCCAGGGCCUUGGGGGUGGAGAUAGAAUCCAUCUGCCAUGGGAUAGUCACGGGGAUGGCGGGAAGCAGCUCCUGGAAGGCAUGUCAGAUAAUAGGACCCUCCUGGAGUUUGACUUGCGCCUCUCAGACGUAGCCCAGGAAAGCGAGUACCUCAUUGGCCAGGCCCUCUGUGCCAACCGUGAAGCAGCCCGCCAGCAGGCCUUGAAUCCCAGCCACUUCAUGUCACCAAUCAUUGCCAAGAGCCCUGAGAACCCUGCGGGAUAAGAUGGGGGACAGGACUGGGGCAGCAACCAGACUGGGGCCACUGCCCCAGCCCCAUCCCUCAUUUCAUGCCCCUGCCAUGCCUGCUGCAGAGUGUCACACUGGUCCAGGGAAAGGGGUGAGGGGGAGACCACAAAUAUCCUUGGGGUGUGGAAAAAGAUGUGAGGAGAGGGAAGGGCCCAGGUGGGGAAAAUGGGGUAUGAAGGGAGAGGAUAUUACCGGACCCCCUGAAGUGACCGAUUCUUCCAGAAGUAGGGAAGGCACAGAGGACUGAGUGACUGUGCCUGCCCAGGGGUCCACCCAUCUCCCUGACUCCCCUCGCCACCAUUUUCCUCUCUCCUGAACAGAUCUUUGACCUCUUUCAAACACACACACACACACUCUCCUCUCUCUCCCUGUCAUCUGGCCACAGCAGAGCUUUGCCUGGCUCUUUGACCCCAGACCUGUUACUUGACUCUGCUUAAGUGAUCCAGUUCUACAGGCCCUGUCAUACCCUAAUCCUCCCCCCAACCCUGCAACCUGGGAAGGGGGAAAGAGGUGAUAGGAGGGGCUCAGACCCAGUGGUCUCCCCAGAGAGCUUCUCAUGGGAGGGCAAGAUGGUGGGGAAGUGCCAUGCUGGGAAAGCAAGUCAGCGAGUCAUCCACAACUUUAUUGUCCAUCAGUUUGAUUUGUACAAUCUUUGCGCUUGGAAAUCUACGACAGAAAGGCCACAGUGUGAUGCACCCAAUUGACAGAGACCUGUCUUUUCCCCAGCCAGGCCCAGCCCACCCUGCAAGCCCUUAUCCCCAGGAUACAUGAAGCCCUCCAGGUGCCCUCCACAAUUCCUGUCACUCUGUGGCUGCCCACCCUGGGGCCACAACCACAGGAAUCACACUAACCCACAGGGCCCUGAGAGGACCUGACUGAGGCAUUCAGGCUGAGCCACCUCUCCCACCCUCCUCGGGCUGAGGAGCCCAGAACCUCCAGCCCUGUGGUGUUUCCACAGUCUGGGUUAUGGGCUGCAACCACAGCCUAGGGGUGCCUGCUAUCUGGGGACUCUUUCCAACAAGCAGGCUCUGAGUGGAGCACCAAAGGGGACUUGGGAGUGACUGCACGUGUGUGCCUGUCGGGGCAACCUAGAGUCUGUCUGUGUCUGACACCCUCUGACAGUUCUGGAGUGAAAACGUGUAGAUGUGAGGGUAUGUGUGAGUGUGUAAGUGUGUGUGUACAUAGCCACAGCUGCUAGCAGAGGUUCUAAUUAAAGAAACAAGAACAUUCAGCGUGAAGUUUAAUUUUAGAGAUUAAUUAAUUUUCUGGUUUUCAUUUUCCCUGGCAAUCAAUAAAGCUAUCAAGAAAAUAGACCAAAGAAUUGGUUUCUCUAAGUCUGUGCAUGUGUGGGAGGUGAGGCUGUCUGAGGAGAGCUAGGCAGAAAUGGUCAAUCCAGGCAAAAACAAGAGAGGCCCUCCUCUCCCCUCCUCCCUGCUCAG